Messenger RNA from Oryza sativa Japonica Group (Japanese rice), 3460 nucleotides. Its product is annotated as HSP-interacting protein. Lineage: Eukaryota; Viridiplantae; Streptophyta; Magnoliopsida; Poales; Poaceae. The record is from RefSeq and is a predicted model, not a curated record. Gene Ontology annotation, molecular function: protein binding.
UGCCGCGUACACCACCACCGCCUCGCACUUUUCCGCCAUUUGUCCGACUCCACCCGCGGCUUAUCCCUCCUUUUUUUUUUCUUUUUCCCUUGCUCUCCUCCGCUGUUUGCUUCCCCGCCUCGUCUUCUCGGUUUUUUCCGUGCGGUCGAAGCAUCGGUUCCUUAUACCAUACCUUUGCCCCCGUUCUUGAUUCGGUUCUUGCCAACAGCUUUGUAACUUCUCGGGCGCCUCAUUGGAGUUUCUUUGUGAGAUUCGCAAGGGGGAGAGGAGGAGUCCUUUGGUCAAGCCCCUGUUUCUCCAUUUCUGGUUCUCUGUCCGUGCAGAUUUGCUGAGGAAGUAGUUCUUGGGUUCAUCAGGGAGCGAGAGGUGCGGGAUUUGAAGGGGAAGCCGCGGGGCGGCCGGGCCUGGGCGCCGGGGCCCAUGGGGAAGCCGGCGGCAGCCAAGAAGCCGCCGGCGAGCGCGGCGGUCGACGGCGACGAGGAGGUGUUCCUGGAGCUGUCGCGGGAGCUCAAGGAGGAGGGCGGCAGGCUGUUCAACCGGAGGGACUACGAGGGCGCCGCCUUCAAGUACGACAAGGCGGUCCAGCUCCUCCCCAGCGGCGGCCAUGCCGACGCGGCGGCACACCUCCGGACCUGCGUCGCGCAGUGCUACAUGCGGAUGGCCCCCGCCGAGCACCACCGCGCCAUCCACGAGUGCAACCUCGCGCUGGAGGCGGCGCCCAGGUACAGCAGGGCGCUGCUGCGGCGGGCCGCCUGCUUCCAGGCGCUGGACCGGCCGGACCUGGCUUGGGAGGACGUCCGGACCGUGCUUGCCUGGGAGCCGGCUAACCGCGCCGCGCGGGAGAUCUCCGACAAGGUCAGGGCGGCAUUGGAGGAGAAGGGCGUUCUUGUCUUGGAGAAGGAACCCGUGCCGCCGCCGCCGGAGCACAAGGCUGUUAGUGCGAAGGGACAGGGGAAGUUGAAGAAAUCUCAUAAACAGUGUGAUUCUGCUAUUGAGGGGCAGGAGCUGAUUCAUGUCGAAGAUUAUGAGCAAAGUGAGAAAACAGAGCUGAAGAUUAAUGGUCAGGAGAAUGGAGAAAAUCGUGCCGGGAAGGAGCAAUUUGAUUGUAAUGUACCUGUCAAGCAAGAAAUUCGAACCGACCAGCCGGAAGCAAAUGGAGUAGGAAAACAUCAAUAUCAUAUGGACGAUAAGGAAAACAAGGGUUUAGAUAAGGAAGGAAAGAAUGGCAAACCAGGGAAGCACAGUGCAGGAAAGAAAAUUAGGCGUGCUGACGCCAAGAAGCAAAAGCAUUCCGCUAUGGAGCCAGUGCAUCAUGCUGAGGAAAAUCGUCAUGAGCGUUACACGGAGACCAGUGUCCAUGUCAAGGAAGCAAUGAAGGAUCUGAAGCUGGUCUUUGGGGAGGACAUUAGAUGUGCUCAAAUGCCAGCUAACUGCAAUCUGUCACAAUUGAGAGACAUAGUUCAAAACAAGUUUCCAUCGUUGAAAGCGUUGCUUAUUAAAUAUAAGGACAAGGAAGGUGACUUGGUGACGAUCACUUCAUCGGAUGAGCUUAGAUGGGCCUACAGCUUGGCAGAUCUGGAAGGGCCAAUUCGACUGUACAUUGUAGCGGUUGAUCCUGCACAAGAGCUAGGUGUGGAUGUGGUCAGGAGACGCUCUUCAUUUGCCUCAUUAGAGAAAGCUUAUUAUAGCAUGUCGGAGAAUGGGAGCAGUAGGCAUGAUGAUGAUCACAACUGCUCUAUUGAUGACUGGAUGAUACAAUUUGCUCGGCUAUUCAAGAACCAUCUUGGUUUUGAUUCCGACUCGUAUUUGGAUCUCCACGACCUUGGCAUGAGAUUGUACUAUGAAGCUAUGGAAGACACUGUUGCAAGUGAAGAAGCACAGGAAAUAUUUCAAGUUGCAGAGCUAAAAUUCCAGGAAAUGGCAGCAUUGGCUCUGUUCAACUGGGGCAAUGUUCACAUGGCUUCUGCGAGAAAAAGGCCUCCCUUGUCAGACGAUGCUUCAAUGGAAUGUAUACUUGAGCAGGUUAAGGUUGCUUAUGAAUGGGCUUGUGCGGAAUAUGCCAAAGCGGGCGCGAAGUAUGGAGAAGCUGUGAAAACAAAACCAGAUUUUUUUGAAGGUCUUAUUGCACUUGGGCAGCAGCAGUUUGAGCAGGCCAAGCUCUGUUGGUAUUAUGCUCUUGCAUGUAAGAUAGACAUGGGAACUGAGGUUUUGGGAUUAUUUAACCAUGCAGAGGAUAAUAUGGAAAAGGGAAUGGGGAUGUGGGAGGGAAUGGAAAAUACACGCUUGAGGGGGCUCUCAAAACCAAGUAAGGAGAAGAUCAUAUUUGAGAAGAUGGGCAUAGAUGGGUACAUGAAGGAUAUGUCUUCCGAUGAAGCAUUUGAACAGGCUUCUAGUAUCCGAUCGCAUGUAAAUAUUUUGUGGGGCACCAUUCUUUAUGAACGUUCUGUAGUGGAAUUUAUCUUGGGACUUCCUAGUUGGGAGGAGUCUCUAACGGUUGCUAUAGAAAAAUUUAAGACUGGAGGUGCUUCUCCCGCAGACAUCAAUGUGAUGGUAAAAAACCAUUCUGCUAAUGAAACUACUCAAGAAGGACUGAGUUUUAAGGUUGAAGAAAUAGUUCAAGCAUGGAAUGAAAUGUAUGAUGCAAAGAAGUGGAGAAAUGGAGUGCCAUCUUUCCGACUUGAGCCAAUAUUCCGACGUAGAGCUCCAAAGUUGCAUCAUAUGCUGGAGCAUAUACACUAUGCUUGACCCUCUAAUAUAUAUAAGAGGCUCUGGUUUGUCAUCAUGGAGAAGUUAUUUCAUGAUUUUAUCAGGGCACUAGGGUAUCAAGGGAUCUUAUACUCAGUUGUUUUUAUCUGUUACUCCUACAGCUGUUGAACUAAAGGAGCUAACGGUAGUCAGCCACCCCUCAGGUGUUGAUUGAAUGUUUGUUUAUUCUGGGAGCUGUACUGCACUUACUCGUCCCGCCAAAAGAAAAAAAUAUAAGAAAAAGAGGAAAAGAAAAGGAAAUAUUCUCUUCAACUUCAAGCUACAGAUUGGUUGAGAGUAGUGUGUAGGGGUUUCCUCAACUGAAAAGACAAAAAGAAAGUGCUAACAAUGUGGCUUGCGUUUGCUGUUAUAUUUGGUGCUUCACGCAACCUUCUGCUUGAUGCUAUAUUUCCUUUCAAGAGAUACUGUGGAUAUUUUGAUGUUGCACUUCCUCAUAUUUCAGUCAUGGAAGUGCUUCAAGUUGUUAGGUCAUCAUAGGAAAUUUCUGAGGAUACACUAAUUGUAUUUCACUUGUGUAGAAGAUCACCCCAGCUGUGUUUUACACUUUUACUCCAGGUCACACAUGAAGAAAGCUGAAUACAGUUCGUGUAACAUGUAGCUGAAGUAGCAGGCACAGAAUGCUUGUAGUCUAAUUGUGUGAAACAGAUGCUUUUAUUGAAGAAGUUAUCAGAUACUAGUGAUUGUUGGUCAUUCA